AUGCGGCUCUCACUCCAGCCAUUGCUCCUUCUGGCGCUAUCGUCCCUCGGCGCCGCCGUCUUCCAGGAUGAAGUCGGCCACAUCGAUUUCCACCACGCGCUCGUCGGCGUCCCCCAGGUCGAGACCACCUUCUUCCAUCGACCACGAAAGUCAGACAAGGCGAGCCUCCUCUACACACUCAGCGACGUCGGCAUUGUCGGCGCCGUGAACCCCAGCAACGGCGCUGUUGUCUGGCGUCAGCAGAUUGCCGACGAUAUCACCAAUGGCGGCGGUUUCUUGCGCGCGGCUGAGGGCGAGCACUGGGUUGCUGCGGCGUAUGGCUCCAAGGUGCAGGCUUGGGAUGCGCUGACUGGUCGUAACGUGUGGCACAACGAGUUCAAGGGCGAGGUUAAGGAUCUGGAGAUUCUCGAGUUGACUGAGAGCUCUAGAAAGGAUGUUUUGGUUUUGUACGAUGAGGACGGCACUACAGUUCUACGACGUAUACAUGGUACUCUGGGUCAGGUCGUUUGGGAGUUCCGAGAGGUUGCCCACAACAUUCCCCUCCAGGUCUCUACCGAUAUCUCCAAGAUCUACGUUGUCAGCCUCCACGGAUCGCCUGCUUCUUAUAGCCUCAAGGUUACUGCCCUCGAUACCCUCACCGGAGGACGACUGGAUGACUUUGCCAUUGGCACCAGGGGCGAUGUUCAUGGACCCAAGGACGUCAUGUUUGUCGGCGGCAACUCGGCUGCUCCUAUCCUUGCCUGGACUGAUAGCACCCUUACCAAGCUCAAGGUGAACGUUUUGGGUAGCAAGACAACUCAGGACCUCCAGUUGCCCGCCGACGCUGCUUCUGUUGUUAUUCACGCGCCUCAUCUCACCCAGUCUCAGCCUCACUUCCUGGUCCAUACCCGAACCAAGACUGGAAACAAGGCCGAAGUUUACCACACCGACUUGAAGAACAGCAAGGUCUCCAAGGCCUACGAGUUGCCUCACCUUUCUGGCCCAGGCGCCUUUUCCACCAGCUCCGACGGAGCUAACGUCUAUUUUGCUCGCGUGACUGAGGAUGAGACUUUGGUUGUCUCGUCCGAGUCCCACGCUGUACUGGCUCGUUGGGCUUUCAAGCCUGCUGGCGAUAUUGAAGCUGUUCAUGCUGUUGCUGAGGUUAUCAAGAAAUCUGGUACUGAAGGCUUUGCUAUUCGAGCUGCUGCUGUUACCAAGUCUGACGACUGGGUCAUGGUCCGCAACGGCGAGGUCGACUGGAAACGUCCUGAAGGUCUCUCUGCUGCCGUCGCUGCCGUCUGGGCUGAUGUCCCUGGUGUCGAGAACCUGGCCAAGGUCUUGGAGGAGGAGGCCCACACCAACCCUCUCCAGGCCUACAUCCACCGUGUCACCCGUCACAUGAACGACCUCCAGUAUCUUCCCGACUACCUUGCAUCUCUCCCCGAGCGCUUCAUUUCCAGCAUCUCCGGCGGUGAAACUGUCAGCAAGAAGGAGGGUCUGCACCGAGAUACCUUUGGCUUCAACAAGCUUGUUGUCCUUGUAACUCGCCGUGGCCGCAUGUAUGGCUUGAGCACUGAGCACAAGGGUCAGGUUGUCUGGUCCAAGUCUGUCCUUCCCCAACUUUCUGGCGAGACCCUCGAUGUCAAGGGUAUGUAUGCCAAGGACGAGGGUGUUGUUACACUGCGUGGCGCCAAGGGCGAGUACGUUGCUAUCAAGAGUGACACAGGCGAUGUUGUCGAGGUCAUGCCCGCGGGAUCUCUUCCUCGUGUAUCCAGCACCGUCGUUGUUGACAGCCCCGCUGGUAACUGGCUUCUCCCUGUCGGUGCCAACGGAGAAGUCGGACCCGUCCCAGCUGGUUUUACUCCUAGCCAGACCAUUGUUGUCCGAGGCGAGGGAGAGACUCUCAAGGGUAUCAAGUUUGUUGAAUCAGGUAACAAGGUUUCCGCGGAGGAGAUUUGGCAGCUCCAGCUCUUCCGUGGUCAGAAGAUCGUCGAGAUUGCCAAGCCUGAUUCUCACGACCCUGUCGCUUCUAUUGGUCGUGUUCUGGCCGAUCGUCGCGUCAGCUACAAGUACCUCAACCCCAACACUAUUGUGGUUGCUGCCAUUGACGAGGCUUCUUCCUCAUUGUCCGUUCAGCUGGUUGACACCAUCUCGGGUCAGAUUCUGGCGUCCCAGUCUUAUGCUGGCGUCGACUCUACUAAGCCCAUCUCUUGCACUAUGGCUGAGAACUGGUAUGCAUGCACUUUCUUCGGACAGUACACUCUUGAGGAUGGAACCAAGCGAUCCAUUCGGGGCAACCAUAUUGUUAUUACCGACCUCUACGAAUCUUCCUCGCCCAACGACCGUGGUCCUCUGGGUGAUGCCGAGACCUACUCUCCUCUCAAGCCCGUCGACUCCCCAGCUGGACCUGCUCUGCCUUGGGCUGAGUCGCAAGCUUACGUUCUGUCUCAGCCACUGGACUCUCUGUCGGUAACACAGACUCGACAAGGCAUUGCGAACCGUCAGGUUCUUGCCUACCUUCCCGAAGCACACUCCAUCGCCGGCUUGUCCCGCCAGGUUCUCGACGCCCGACGACCCGUUGGCCGCGACUCAACACCAGCUGAGAAGGAAGCCGAGGGUCUCAUCCAGUACACCCCUAGCAUUGAGAUCGAUCCCCGAUCAAUCAUUUCUCACCAGCGAAACGUUGUGGGUGUGAAGAACAUCCUCGCCACGCCAGUCAUUGUGGAGAGCACAAGUCUGAUUGUAGCCUAUGGCGUGGAUGUCUUUGGAACACGACUUGCUCCCAGUGGCAUGUUUGAUAUUCUGGGAGAUGGAUUUAACAAGUCCACUCUCAUUCUGACUGUCGUGUCACUGCUGGGCGGUGUGCUGUUCCUUUCACCAAUGGUGAGGAGAAAACAAAUCAACAGGGGCUGGGAGUCUUAG
This is a messenger RNA of Fusarium pseudograminearum CS3096, 2901 nucleotides long. RefSeq lists its product as uncharacterized. Gene Ontology annotation, molecular function: protein binding. Gene Ontology annotation, cellular component: EMC complex. Gene Ontology annotation, biological process: protein folding in endoplasmic reticulum. Lineage: Eukaryota; Fungi; Ascomycota; Sordariomycetes; Hypocreales; Nectriaceae. Bases 1 to 2901 code for a protein of 966 amino acids. The transcript has 2 exons. The record is from RefSeq and is a predicted model, not a curated record.